AUGCGUGCUACUACUUUCACCGCUGUUUUCGCUUCCCUUCUCACGGCUGUUGCUGCUGUUCCCCAGGGCUUCAGCUGCAAGUCCGAGGGCUUCUGCACCUACAGCGACCCCAACUGCAACUUCUGCCUCAACAUUGAUGCUGCCGCCAAGAUCAAAGUCUGCCAGGCCAUUGACCCCACCUACAAGAGCGCCCCCGGCGACAUCACCCGUGGACCUUCAGGAGCCGACUUCCAGUGCGUGGUUACUUGCUGCCACUAA
Molecule: messenger RNA, 258 nt
Organism: Colletotrichum abscissum
Lineage: Eukaryota; Fungi; Ascomycota; Sordariomycetes; Glomerellales; Glomerellaceae
Exons: 3
Coding region: 1-258 (85 amino acids)
Source: RefSeq, a predicted model, not a curated record